AUGUCAGAGCUGAGCUAUUUUGGAGGGUUGGGUGUGGGCUGGGAAGGGGCCACCCAGAUUCCAGAGAACAAGGAAGGGAAAAAGUCCCUCUUCUGGAGCCAGGAUUUCUGGAACCUUGCACUGAAGCAGCAGCCAGAUGCAGCCACGGUCCCCUGCCUGGAGCUGCCUCUGUCGUUACACCCGUGCCACCUUUCGAGACCCAGAGGAGCGCUAGACCAGGAUGCCUUCUUGGACUCGCUGAUCUUCUUUGUUCCCGAGUACCUAUGCUCUGUGCCACACCCUCACUUUGGUCUCUCUCCAGCCAUUACCUGCUCCUAUGGCCCACUCUUCCUUACUGAAUUGCAAGCUCUGAGAGAUUCGGACCCCAGUACUUUGGACUCCCAGUCUUCGACAACCUUGUUCCUCUCCUCGGAAGAGCCAGGCCCCUCCACCGCCGCCCUGCCUUCUCCCUCGUCCUCCUCCUGCGAGCCCCAGGCCUUUUCCCCGGGCCCGCCAGUGCUGCCCCCGCUGCUGCCCCCGCUCCCCGCAGCCUCGGCGCCUCCGGGCCCCGGCACCUCCCGGCGCGCAGGCCUCUACUCAGUCGUCGCCUCCUCCCCUGAGGCCGCUCCGCGCCUGGUGGACUGGCUGCCCGGCUGUGCCUCGAUCACCUCUCCGGCCACACGCGGGGAUGACAGGGAGCGGCCGCCGCCAGUCCUGGCACCGGCCCAGGGCCCAGAAAGGAGCUGCGCCCUUCGCCCCGGCGCCGCGGGCAGGGAGGAGGUCACCGUGGACGCGGGUUCAUCCCCGCCGCCCCGCGCCGGGCCCGCCGCUGCGGCGAGCUUGGAGGCCAACGUUGGGGACAUUCUGGUGGAGCUGCGGACCAUGAACGGCCACCUGGACGUCAUAGCGCGGGCCCUCACCAAACUGGCCUCGUCCCUGGGGCCCCAGCCUGAGCCCAUGCCAGAUGCUCCUGAUGCCGACUGAUGGAGCUCGGCGAUGCGGGGACGCCCGGGCACCAAGCGAUCCGAGCACCAGGCAUCCCUGCCUGUCCUUCCCCAGCAGCGAAGCGCGCCGGGAGGAGCAGUCGCUCUGCGCAGCUGCCUAUCGGAACGCAGGGCCCUAGUGUUUCAGGGUGAAACAGACCGGGGUGCGCCUUCCAUCCUCCUCGGCUCUCUCACGGCGGCACCUGCCUCGGCUUCCUGGUCCUUCACAUGCCCUUCUCUUGUUUUGAGCUUCUGGCAGAAAAAAAUGCCUGGAGACGGCGGUGGGACUCCACGAAAGAUGCUUAGAGAAACGCUCUUUCACAUCCCGCUCCUGCGACGUCCGCGUGUCGUGGAGGGAGCAGAGCUUGAAGCGUGGCAUCAAAGCAGCAGCGAGGGCAGCCCCAGCCUUCCUCCCUGGCGUUGGUGGGGCAUCCAUCUCUGGAGACGUUCACAAGUUUGUUUGUUUGUUUAAAUCGUUUUUGGAAAAAACCAUUUUGUUCUCAUAGCCACAUUUCAAGAAGUUUGGAAAAUAGAGAAGUGAAACAAAAUCUGGUUUAUUUGGGGAAAAGGGGGGUAUUUAAGUCUUUCUUAUGAAUAAGAAAGUAUUUUGCAUAAUAAAAAAUUUUUAUAUCCAC
Messenger RNA from Callithrix jacchus (white-tufted-ear marmoset), 1597 nucleotides. RefSeq lists its product as uncharacterized. Lineage: Eukaryota; Metazoa; Chordata; Mammalia; Primates; Cebidae. The record is from RefSeq and is a predicted model, not a curated record.